GCUUUAAGCGCAUUAUUUUACCGUCAUUUGGAUGAGCAUUUUAUUUUUGCGGAGAAAAAGCAUCCACACGAGUUUCAAGUGUGUUCCAAUCGGUUGCAUUUUAACAAGUGCACUUAAAGCUCUGUGAAAAGAAGCUGAAGCAUUAGCACUGAGCACUUGGCACAUCUUUCAUUUUUAUGAUUAUUAUUAUCAUGAUGUCUUGAAGUUUGAGCCCAUGUGUGCAUAAUUUAGCAUUGGCAGUCUCAGACGGCUUGCUUUGCCUUCUUGAAAUACAUGCGUAAUAGAUGAAGAUGGAAGGAUCUAACCAGCCCGUGAAGACUGCUUUGACAGACUUUUUGAAGUCACACAAUAUAGAAGAUGUGGAUGGCUCUGUGGAUGACAUCGUCCUGGACUAUGUGGUCAGUAUCCUGGAAGAUUUAGGUCAGGCCGAUGUCGCUGAUGACAUGGAUGUGGAUGGCUUCAUUGAGAUGAUGGAGGCCUAUGUCCCAGGGUUUGGAGCCAUUGAUAGCGUUCGAGUUUGUGAGUGGAUGUUCGAGUUAGCUGGAAAGUCUUCCAAGUCGGACACGUCAGACAAGGUAGGGGCUGUACUGUCGUUAAAGCCAGUGGAGCUACAGAGUCCUAAUGAGCAUAAGGCAGGCAAAUUGGCAUUGAUUGUUAAUGGUGGAUCAGAUGCAGAAUCUAAGAGUUUGUCACUUCAAGAUGAAGCACCUGAUCCAAAAAUUGAAAUACUGCUUGAAAUGUUUCCCAACUCCUGUGCCCUAGAGGUAACACAUUGUCUGGUGAUGUCUAGUGGUGACACGGAUAGUGCUGCUCAACUCAUCCUGCACAGACAACAGAAUGGAGACGCUAUCACUGAAGGCUCUCCACAGUACAGGGAAAGGAAUGUCUUAAGCCCGAAAAAAGAUGAUAAGAAAGUGAGAGAGCAGAUGCUGGCAAAAUAUGCCUACAUUGAUGAACAUGAUGACAGAGUUGUCCAUAAACCUAUCACUCCCAAACAGUGUCCAAAGAAAAUGGUGCGAUACUUAGAUGGACGGGUUGUCAGUACCAAAGGAGAGCGAUUCACAGAGGUGAAGAAGGAAGAAGAUGAGGAAAUGAAGAAAACCUACGUCAACUUGAAACCAGCAAGAAAGUACCGUUUCCACUGACGAAGGCCAAGGGCAGGAUGGGCAGUGAUACUGGUUACCACGGUGAUAGUGUCAGCCAUCAAAUUGAUUGACAGCUGUCUACAUUCUGCUAACUUCAUGUAUGCUGACGCUAAAUUACAUAAGACUCUGCAGGUCUCAGAAACUUUUGCUCUAUACAUUAAGAUGAAGAAGUUUGUGCUUUGGCUAUGGGUGCUGUUAACCCUCGUGGCACUAGAUGUUCUUUGCACAGCAUUUCACAGGUCUCCCUUGUGUCUUUCUUGGGUAUGUACCCCAUCAGUGCAUCUGCUUCAUCAGAAAUCAAGGCAUUCUGUGACAUGAACUUUUGUAUGGAAUCAAUUUGAGUGUACAGUUACUCGUAGAUGUACAUAAACUGUUUUGC
Messenger RNA from Liolophura sinensis, 1524 nucleotides. RefSeq names its product CUE domain-containing protein 2-like. The transcript is spliced from 9 exons. The coding region runs from base 285 to 1145 and encodes 286 amino acids. NCBI's taxonomy places the organism in Eukaryota, Metazoa, Mollusca, Polyplacophora, Chitonida, Chitonidae. The record is from RefSeq and is a predicted model, not a curated record.